UCUAUCCCUUUAUUAAAACUACAUUUGUUGAUGUAGUAUUCUGCUACUUUUGUUUUUCUAGCUUUUCUUUGUUUAUUUUUCAAAAUAAAAGCUUGCGGGUCUUUUAGUUUGUCACCGCUGUCGGUCUCAGAUGUGCGCGCCGCUCGCGCUCGUGCUUGUUUCUGAGCUGCGGCGGACCGUCGCGCGGUUCGAUCUCCAUUCGUUCACUUCUGUAUUUGACGCCUGGAUCCGAACAGAACCGGGAUCAGAACCAGACCUGCUUACCGUACCGGACUUGUUCGCGCAGCUUUCAGCUUUCAUGUUCCGGAUCCGGAUCCGUUCUCUGAAAACCUGCUUGCCUCAGUACACCUGAAGUACACUCGAAGCUGGGGCCAUGGCUGUGUCCAGGGCCCCCGGGAGCCUGCGGGACCUCCAGCUGGCUCUGCAGCUGAAGGUGGAGGAGCUCCGUCAGAGAGACGCUCUCAUCGAUGAGCUGGAGCUGGAGCUGGACUCCAAGGACGACCUGAUCCGCCAGCUGCAGGUGGAGCUGGACAGGUACCGCAGUACAGCACGGCGGGGAGGACAGGAUGCAGAGACUCGUCGCACAAAGAGACACGCCUUCUCUGCUGAGGCCCCGCCCCUGGACUCUGCCCAGCUCGCCGCCGUCAGCAUUACCAGCUACAGAAAGAGCAAAGAAUCCAGAGAUCUGAUCCAGAAAGCUCUGCUGGACAACGACUACAUGAAGCAUCUAGAGCGGGAGCAGAUCGCCUCCAUUGUGGACAGCAUGUACCCCACCAGCCUGGACAAGGGCAGCUGCGUGACCCAGGAGGGGGAUGUGGGUUCAACGCUCUACGUUCUGGAGGAGGGGAGGGUGGAAGUGACCAAACAGGGGAGGAAACGGAGCAACAUCAGCGGCGGGAAGGUGUUUGGAGAGCUGGCUGUCCUGCAGCGAUGCGCCUGCACAGCCACCGUCACAGCUCUGACCAACGUCCGGCUUUGGGCGAUGGACCGUCAGGGUUUCCAGACCGUUACGAUGAGGGCCGGCCUCCUCAGGCGCUCCCGGCACACGGACCUCCUGCGCAGGGUUCCCUGGUUUCAGUCGCUGCCCGACGGCGUUCUCUGCAGACUGGCUGAGGCUCUGGAGGAGACUGUUUACAGUGACGGAGACUUCAUCAUCCGUCAGGGGGCACCCGGGGACACCUUCUUCAUCGUCAGUGAAGGACAGGUGAAGGCGUCCCAGCAGGCCUCAGCAGACGGCGAGCGGGAGACGGAGUGGACUCUUUCUGAGGGGGACUGGUUUGGAGAGCACGCCCUGAAAGGGGAAGAUGUGCGCGCCGCCAGUGUCAUGGCUGUUGGGGGGGCAACGUGCCUGGUCAUCGACAGGGAGUCUUUCAAGCGGGUGGUUGGAGGGCCGGACGGAGGACCGGACGGAGCACCGGACGGAGGCGAUGUCGGGAGCGAUGGCGGCGCUGAGGUCGAGUUCAGACAGCGGGUGGAGUCGGACUUCAUCUCCGGUUUGUCCCUCGGUCAUUUCCGAAUCAUCUCCACUCUGGGACGGGGGGGCUGCAGUCGCGUGGACCUGGUCCAGUUGGAGAAGUAUCCAAAUCGCUCGUUCGCCUUGAAAGUGCUGCAGAGAAGCCGGAUCCUGCAGACGGGCCAGCAGAACCGCGUCCGGUCCGAACGGCGCAUCCUGAUGGAGGCUCACAACCCGUUCAUCGUCAGGUUGUAUCGGACGUUCAGAGACUCCAGACGUCUCUACAUGCUGCUGGAGGCCUGCCUGGGGGGCGACCUGUGGUCUCUGCUGCAGGACAGGGGGCCUUUUGAUGACGGCGCCACUCGCUUCUAUGCCGGUUGUGUCACUGAAGCUCUGGUCUAUCUUCACCACAAAGGAAUCAUCUACAGGAACCUCAAACCAGAGACCAUCCUGCUGGACCUCAGAGGAUACGCUAAGCUGGUGGACUUUGGCUUCGCCAAGUAUGUCGGUGUGGGAAAGAAGACGUGGACGUUCUGCGGGACGCCUGAGUAUGUCGCCCCCGAGAUCCUCCUGAACAAAGGCCAUGACGGCUCGGUGGACUGCUGGGCGCUGGGGGUCCUGCUGUUUGAGCUGCUCUGUGGCAGUCCUCCGUUUUUAGCUUCUGAUCCGCUGGACAUCUACAACAUCAUCCUGAGAGGCAUCGACAUGAUCCAGUUUCCCAGGAAGAUCACCAAGAGUGCAGCCAACCUCAUCAAAGGACUCUGCAGGGACCGUCCGUCAGAACGCUUGGGGAACCAGAAGAACGGGUUGAGGGACGUCCAGAAACACAAGUGGUUUGACGGCUUUGACUGGGACGGCCUGCAGCAGGGGAGCAUCAGACCACCAUUCGCCCCCCCGGCGGAUGGUCCGCUGGUCCACAGCGACUUUGACAGUUUUACAGAAGACACGGAUGAGCCCCCUCCGGACGACGGGUCUGGAUGGGACGCAGAGUUUUAAUAAAACCGGAUCAGUUUGACAGACGCUCAGUUUCCACACAUCCAAGCAGAUUACAGAUUACAUGCUGUAAUCUAAGUGUCACAACUGAUUUAAAUAAAAAACUCUGCAUUUCACAUAGUUAAGCAUUAUUUUAUUAAAAACAGCAUGUUUUCAAGAUAUCACAAAGUUUAUAGUUGAAAGGAAUACAGCCAAAAGCAAAAAAAAGGGGAGCUGUGGUUUACUGUGACAGAAAAAAUGAAGGUAUUUUAAAUAAUUUAUCACUAAUUUUAAAUCUGUGCUAACAGCAACAAAUGUCUGUGAUGUAGUUUAGAUUAUUCAUGGUGAGUUGUUAAUAAAAUGAUAAAAUUGUU
Molecule: messenger RNA, 2799 nt
Organism: Oryzias latipes (Japanese medaka)
Lineage: Eukaryota; Metazoa; Chordata; Actinopteri; Beloniformes; Adrianichthyidae
Product: cGMP-dependent protein kinase 1
Biological process (GO): protein phosphorylation
Molecular function (GO): ATP binding; cGMP-dependent protein kinase activity
Source: RefSeq, a predicted model, not a curated record